AUGUCGUCGAUUGACUCAAACACUCCCUCGACCACCAAGGUCGAGACUGAGACUGAAGUCAGAUUUAAGAGGUCACAAGAUGCCCCCAGUGAGCAAGUCGUACUCAUGGGCAAGAUGAGUCCUGGUGUUGCCCGCAUUGAAGCAAUCAAUGCCCACCUCACCUCUUUCGAUCGCUGGUUCCUUGGUAUUGGUGUCUUCUUGAUUGCAUACGCCUAUGGUCUGGACGGUACCGUCAGAUACACGUAUCAGAGCACUGCCUUGUCCUCGAUUGGAGAGCACUCCCUGCUUUCGACCGUCAACAUCGUACGCACCGUCAUUGCUGCCGCAGCUCAGCCUACAGCUGCCAAGAUUGCCGAUGUCUUCGGUCGUGUCGAGCUCGUCUACCUCUCCAUCUUCUUCUACCUACUGGGUACCGUUAUUGAGGCUGCUGCACACAACGUUGGUACUUUCGCCGCAGGUGCCAUUCUGUACCAAAUCGGUUACACGGUUGUUACUCUGCUCGUCGAGGUCAUCGUGGCAGAUAUUACUUCUUUGAGAUCUCGUCUGGCCUGGUCAUACAUUCCUGCCCUGCCCUUCUUGAUCAACACCUGGGUUUCUGGAGACAUUACUUCUGCCGUAUUGAAGGACACCACCUGGCGCUGGGGUAUUGGAAUGUGGGCCAUCAUCUACCCCAUCUGCGCCAUGCCCCUCGUUGCAGCUCUCUUCAUCGCCUCUGGUCGUGCGAAGAAGGCUGGCGCCCUGAACAACUACCAGUCUCCUUUCCAGCGCAACGGUUUCGGUAGCACUCUCGUUGCUCUGUUCUGGCAACUCGAUGUCAUCGGUAUCAUUUUGAUGAUCGCCAUGUUUGCCCUCAUUCUCGUGCCCUUCACCAUUGCUGGUGGUCUUUCGGACACUUGGGGAACCGCUCACGUCAUCGCUCCUUUGGUCAUUGGUAUUUGCCUUAUUCCAGUCUUCGCCAUCUAUGAAAGACGCGCUCCUCACCCUCUCGUACCCUUCCAUCUUUUGAAGGACCGCAGUGUUUGGGGUGCUCUUGGAGUUGCUUGGAUGCUCAACUUCAUCUGGUACAUGCAAGGAGGCUACCUCUACACUGUUGUGGUUGUUGCCUUUGACCAGAGCGUCAAGUCCGCCACUCGCAUCACCUCCCUCUACAGUUUCGUCUCAGUUCUGACUGGAGUUUGUCUCGGUCUUCUCGUCCGAUUUGGCAUCCCUCUUCCUGGCAAGCGUGUCCGCGUCCCCUACCUGAAGCCCUUCAUCGUUUUCGGUACUUUGAUGUUCAUGGUUGCCUUUGGCAUCUUGCUCAGAUUCAGAGGUGGACUUAGCCAAAGCUCUUACGCUGGAGUCAUCGCAGCCGAGGUUGUAUUAGGUUUCGCUGGCGGUCUUUUCCCUUACCCCGUCCAGACCCUCAUCCAAGCAGCCACUCAGCACGAGCAUCUUGCUCUGGUCACUGGUCUCUACCUUGCAACCUACAAUAUCGGAUCGGCAUUUGGCUCAACAGUUUCUGGUGCCCUGUGGACUCAGGUUCUCCCUGGAGAGCUUGAGCGCAACUUGGCUGCUGUCACCAACAACGCUACCGUUGCUGUCUACGCAUACAGCAAUCCUCUGUUCUUCAUUCUCGACUACCCCGUCGGCACUCCUGAGCGCGACGCUGUCAUUGUCUCAUACAGACAUAUCCAGCGCCUGUUGUGCAUCACUGGUAUCUGCCUUUGCGUUCCUUUGAUCGUCUUCUCGCUAUGUCUCCGCAACCCUCGUCUCGGCAAGGAGCAAUCUCUCCCUACUGCCGAGAAGACCGUAUCCGAGACCUCAAGUGAGGCUGGUGUUGUGCAAGCCUCGACCAAGAGUGGGUUCCUCAACAAGCUGUUCUAA
Messenger RNA from Aureobasidium subglaciale EXF-2481, 1863 nucleotides. RefSeq lists its product as uncharacterized. The record is from RefSeq and is a predicted model, not a curated record. Gene Ontology annotation, biological process: transmembrane transport; intracellular iron ion homeostasis. Gene Ontology annotation, molecular function: siderophore-iron transmembrane transporter activity. NCBI's taxonomy places the organism in Eukaryota, Fungi, Ascomycota, Dothideomycetes, Dothideales, Saccotheciaceae. Gene Ontology annotation, cellular component: endosome; vacuolar membrane. Bases 1 to 1863 code for a protein of 620 amino acids. The transcript has 2 exons.